GUGGAACUUCAAUGGUAAAUUCAGAUAAAUAUUAGUUUUGUUCAUAAAAUUAUUUAUAAAAGAGCGAAAAGAAUUUAUUAAAGAAAAUUUUUUAAACUUGCAAUAUCGUAAAGUAGUAAAUCCAAAAAAAUUAUUAAUUAACCUUUGCGAUGACUCAAUACAAUCCUAAUGAUUAUAAUCAAUGGGGUCAUCAGCCAAUGCAAAAUGAACAAAGUUUUGGUUUUGAGGUCCCAGAUUUCGGUCAGGAAUUAAAUUUUCAAUCAUUUGAUAAUACUCAAACAACUGCACCACCAAAUUAUAAUGGUAAUUAUAAUAUUCCCGGACAAUCGCCUAUGAGCACAUUUUAUGAUCCAAAUGCUUAUGUGACAAACGAUAGAUAUACUGCUGGUGCUGGUGGAGGUACAGAAUUCGAUGAUGAACCACCUCUUUUGGAAGAAUUGGGUAUUAAUCCUAACCAUAUCUUCCAAAAGACUUUGUCAGUCUUAAAUCCAUUUAGAACAACAGAACAAAGUAUAUUACAGGAUACUGAUAUGGCUGGACCAUUAGCUUUUUGUUUAGCAUUAGGAGGAUUCUUAUUAUUGAGCGGGAAAGUAACAUUCUCAUAUAUAUAUGGAAUUGGUACGUUAGGAUCACUAGCAUUUUAUUGUCUAUUAUCAUUGAUGGCAACACAAGCUACUGUUACAUUCGGUGCUGUUGUAUCAGUUCUCGGUUAUUGUCUAUUACCAAUGGUUUUGUUGUCUGGUAUUAAUGUUUUCUUUACAAUUCAGGGACCAUUUGGAUUAAUUUUAACCGGAAUUUCGAUUUUAUGGUGUGCGAUAUCAGCUUCAAAACUUUUUGUCACAGCAUAUUCUAUGGAUCAUCAGCAAGUUUUGGUUGCGUAUCCUUGUGCAUUAUUAUAUGGUGUUUUUGCUUUGAUUACAAUUUUUUAAAAAGCAAAAAUUUUAAUGGAGGAAUAGAAAAAGAAACUUGAGAGAAUAUAAAAACUGAAACAAAAAAAAAAAAAAACAAAUAACGAAGUGAACGAAAUAAAACCGGAAACAAUUUUAGAAAAUAAAUUUACAAAAUUCAAAAAAAGAAAAUUGGUUAAAAAAUACAGAAAAAUUAAAAAAAAAAAUGAAAAUGUAAAUUUGUAAAAAUAAUAAAAAAAAAAAACAAAUGAAAAA
Molecule: messenger RNA, 1163 nt
Organism: Condylostylus longicornis
Lineage: Eukaryota; Metazoa; Arthropoda; Insecta; Diptera; Dolichopodidae
Gene: Yip1d1
Product: protein YIPF5
Exons: 7
Coding region: 150-929 (259 amino acids)
Biological process (GO): endoplasmic reticulum to Golgi vesicle-mediated transport; vesicle fusion with Golgi apparatus
Cellular component (GO): membrane; trans-Golgi network
Source: RefSeq, a predicted model, not a curated record